This is a messenger RNA of Strongylocentrotus purpuratus (purple sea urchin), 2737 nucleotides long. It is a transcript of the gene fancc, whose product is annotated as Fanconi anemia group C protein-like. Gene Ontology annotation, cellular component: Fanconi anaemia nuclear complex. NCBI's taxonomy places the organism in Eukaryota, Metazoa, Echinodermata, Echinoidea, Camarodonta, Strongylocentrotidae. The transcript is spliced from 12 exons. The coding region runs from base 98 to 1897 and encodes 599 amino acids. Gene Ontology annotation, biological process: nucleotide-excision repair; cellular response to oxidative stress; interstrand cross-link repair. The record is from RefSeq and is a predicted model, not a curated record.
UGCAACUUAGAUCACCUAGCGAGUGGUUACAAUCUGUCACAUAGAGUUAUUAUGAUAUGUUUACAAACUUUGAAACGGACCAGUUUUAGUCAUCGAAAUGGCUGCCUUUAAAUCUUGUGACACACUUUCUAAGGAAAAUGUUAUGUAUUGGCUGAAAAUGGCAGAAGAGUGGGCUUCAAUUAAAAUGUUGCCGAAUAUGCAGAAUCACGCGAGAUCGUCGCUAGCAAAGGAAAUUUCCCAAAGCAAUGACCAACUUGGCCUCUUCCUGUCAUCGGUGCACAGUCGAUUGAGUGCCGAUGGCAUAUCACAAGUUUUAAAGAAUCAUCCUAAACUAGGUCAUUUACUGGGUCGUCUCUUUUCUUGCCAUCAUCUCAUAGCUGAAAAUUGUGAAAUGUACAGUAAGCUCCUUAGCUGUGUGCAAUCACUCAGAGCCCACCAUCCCCAAGAUGGAAUGGAGAAGAAGGCAAAGGACUGGGCAGAGUCUCAGAUCAGACACUCUGCAUCCUAUUACCAUCAAAAGAACCCUGCUUCAGAUACUGCUGAGUCAUUGGGAUACUCUGCAUUCGAAUACAAUAUCAUGUCAUCUAACAAGCUGAUUGAAUCAAUUCAAAGAGAUCUUGAUCAUUUGAUAGCAGAGCAACAUCAUUACAUCCAUAGUAUCCAGGAUGAUGAUAUAAGUAUUGCAGAGCUAUCAGACAUGUGCCUUCCACUGGUAAGGAAUGCAUCCUCUGUGGGACUGGUAGACAGGGUGCUUCUGCUGCACCCCAGGUCUGCAGAUGAUCAGGUCUCAGAUCUUUUCUUGGAGCGGGUCACCCAAACACAGGCCUGCGCUUAUAAUGCAGGACAGGAAAAUGAGUUCUGUCUGACAAGAGAAGCUCUUACAUCACUAUGGCUGCAAUAUCUUCCAGCUCUGGAACAAGAAAUUCUUUUACUUCUACAAGCUUUCUGCCAGCAUGCUUCUAACUUAGCAACAGCUGAUGCUCUGAAACUCAUUCACUCCAGAGACUUGCCCAGAGCCUGUGCAGAGCACAAGAUCAUAUAUGAAGCUGUAGACUCCUGUGUACAGCAAGUUCUUUGGCAAACAAAUGGUAGCCAUACUGUGAUCCAAUUUGUACACUUGUUUCAAGUGGCUGUCAAUGAGGCUAUUCAAGAGUUGAAAUCCCCCCAGUAUUCAGUGCACAGACUGUUUCCACAAAGACUGUGUCCAUUGGUGAACCUCCUGACAGUAGACCCAAGAGAUCUACCCCAAGAGGCCCAUGGGAUACAUCUAACCAGCAUCCAGGUCACCUUGAAAACCACCAUAGAUGACCCGGUGGUGUCCAACAACCCUCAUGAAAUGUACUCAGUCUGGAUGACCAUGGUCAAGUUCCUGCAGUGGUACCAUGCUGCAGUCUACACCCUUAUCAGAGGUGACAGUGGUGGUGAGAGAAGCGGCACUGCAGAUGCUUGUCUGGGACUUUUAAUCUGGUUUCAUCACCCACUCUCAUUUGGAAAUUGUGCAAGUGAUGUCAAGGAUAGCGUGUAUCACCUUAUUCGCGAUCUUCAUUCAUGCUUGAAGGGAGAAGUAUUUCAGAGAAGAGAUCUUGAGCGGUUGUUUUCAAGCCUAGACAAGCAGGGCAGCAUCACUGAGAAUGAUCUACCAGUUAAGCUCAUCAUGAACCUUGUCAUGUCGGCUAUCCUGCGAGCUACUUCCUUAUCAACAGAUAAUGUAUUAGACAUAAUGGACAUGAUGUGUUCUCAGGGAAUUUCUACCAGUAGCAGCAGCAAAUCCAAGCUAGCUCUUCUGCAGAGCCACCUCGAUAUCCAUCAGACAUUCAUGGUGUCAGGAGUGGGAUUCAAGGAGUCACGUCCUGUACAUGUGAGUGAAGCUAUCAGGACUCUGCAGGACAACACAUGAACAUAGGAGCCCCAAAUCCUGCAACAACAAUCUGUUAUUAUCUUAUCAUGCUGGAUGUCAGGAGUGGGAUUCAAGGAGUCACCUCCUGUACAUGUGACUGAAGCUAUCAGGACUCUGCAGGACAACACAUGAACAUAGGAGCCCCAAAUCCUGCAACAACAAUCUGAUUAUCAUCUUAUCACGCUGGAUGUCAGGAAUGGGAUUCAAGGAGGCUUGUCCUGUACAUGUGACUGAAGCUAUCAGGACUCUGCAGGACAAUACUUGAACAUUGCAGCUCUCAAUCCUGCAUUGAGGAUCUUAAUUGCAUAUUUCUAUUCUCUACUUCUUGACUCCUUUGUUUAAUGGAUCAGGAUGAAUGUAGAGCUUGAUAUUAACAAACAACCAAACUUGAAGUGGAGAGUCUUCCUUAGUAAAGAUAUGUUGAAAACCAGUUCUAUCAAUUUCUAUUAAAAUUAAAAUUAAAAUUUCUAUUAAAACUCCAUAUAAACUACAGUUUGUGUCUGUGUGUCCAUUUUAUAAGAAAUGUACAUCUAUUGUUAUUUACUGCACAAUCAAAAAGAUUUGAAAUCAUGAAAAGGUUUGUCUCCUUUAAAGAGGGUUUUUCCAAGAUUUGUUAUCAAAGGCCAUAACAACAAAAUAGUUCCAUCACAAAGGCUACUUUAAGUAACAUACACACCAUAAGUUAUCACUUAUCACAGAGAAAUAAUCACUCACAACAUGUUCAUUUUUAGUGGCCCGGCUAGGCAAUAUUUUAUUCUUUUGAUUUAUUAUUCUCAUAUUUCUUUUGAAAUUGACAGGCAUGCACUGCACAAAUCACAAAUAUUAAAACACACACUGUAA